GACAAGCAAGACCAUCACAUUCAACACAGGAUCAAAGUCUGCAAGGAGGAGAAGAGCUGCAAGAAAAACACAGGAGAGUGAAUACUAAACAAGAAAUGUCUUCAUCAGACCCGGAACCUGUCUGUAAUCUGCAUGAUGAAAAACUGAAACUGUUCUGCCAGGAUCAUCAGCAGCCUGUGUGUACCAUCUGCAGAGAUUCAAAAGCACACAAAAACCACAGAUUCACACCGGUCAAUGAGGCUGCGCAGGACCACAGAGAUGAGAUGGUGGGAUUCCUCUUGCUCGUCCAGGAAAAGCUGAGGUUCUUUGUUCAAAUUAAUGAAAACUACAAUGAAACCGCCAAACACAUCCAUGUUCAGUCUCAACAUGCAGAAAAUCAGAUUAGGGAUUGGUUUAAAAAGCUUCACAAGUUUUUACAAGAGGAGGAAAAUGCCAGGAUUGCAGCUCUGAAGAAGGAAGAGGAGCAGAGGACUCAGAUGAUUAAGGAGAAAAUCAAACAUCUUGAAGAAGACAUAGCAGGUCUUUCAGAAACAAUCCAAGCUACAGAGAAGGAGCUCAGAGCUACAGACGUCUCAUUUUUGCAAAGCUACAUGACUGCAGUGGAAAGAGUCCAACUGAGUCUCCUGCUGGAUGAUCCAAAACUGAUCCCUGGAGCUCUGAUAAACGUGCCCAAUCACCUGGGCAACCUGGCCUUCAACAUCUGGAACAAGAUGAAGCCAAUCGUCUCCUACUCACCUGUGAUUCUGGACCCAAACACAGCUCAUCCAGAUCUUAUCGUAUCUGAAGAUCUGACCAGUAUAAUACGUGGAAACAAACAGGAUCUUCCAGAAAACCCAGAAAGGAUUCAGUUCUAUCCUUCCAUCCUGGGGUCAGAGGGCUUUGACUCAAAGAUUCGCAGCUGGGAUGUUCAGGUUGGUGACAAUCCUGUGUGGUCAGUGGGAGUAUUAGCAGUGUCUGCCCAGACUGAGGGCAAUGACCUGACCAAACUACUGAAAAUUGCUUUUUGUGACGGAGUAUAUACAGCAGACUCCGGAUCCAAUCUGCCAGUGGAGCUCCCGACCAAGAAAAACCUCAAGAAGAUCAGAAUUCACCUGGACUGUGACAAGAAAAAACUGUCAUUUGUUGAUCCAGAUACGAAAGCUAAUUUACACACCUUUACAGUCAGUUACACAGAGCGGCUGUUUCCAUACUUCAACACUGCGAACAAACAUCCACUGAAGAUAGUCCCAGUGAUGAUAUCUGCAGGGCCAUGUUUGGACUAGUUUAAACCUAAAAACCUGUCAUCUCUGUGUCUCCAUGUGGACUUUCUGUUCUUAUUUCUGCUGUGAAGCUAAAACUGCAUCAUAACGAUGGACUCAGUUAACCCUGGUGGUGGUUGGUCCUGUUCAGCUCGCAACAAAAGAAGGCUGGCAUGAAAAUAAUUAUAGUUUCUGCAUGAAAAAGGCUCACAAAGGGCAAUGUUUUGCUUUUUUUGUUUUCUGGACCUGGGCUUGGUUUUGGACAUGAUUCUUUUGGGUUGUAAACGAGGGGUGGAAAAAUAUAUGUGUAUAUCAAAUGCAAUAUAAAGCAUUUAAAUUAGCAAAUCUGCUUGAAAACAAAAUGGCAAAAUAAUCACAAAAAAUGUGUUUCUUUGUUUCAUUGAUGGUGCCACAGGGGCACUGCUAAUACAGGUCUAGAGUUUUUGUUGUGUUAAGAUAAGAACGGUAGAAAGUCCUGUUAAAUCUAAAUUAUAAGAUAAGGAACAAUGUUGUAAUAACUUAGCAUACAAAUAUUUAGUGGUAUAAUGUAAUUACAAAAAAUACUUACUACUUACUUACUUGGUAGUAACAGUUAGCUAUUAUAAAAUGGAGUACUCUGGACU
Girardinichthys multiradiatus is the source of this 1861-nucleotide messenger RNA. RefSeq names its product E3 ubiquitin-protein ligase TRIM35-like. The record is from RefSeq and is a predicted model, not a curated record. The transcript is spliced from 2 exons. Gene Ontology annotation, molecular function: protein binding; zinc ion binding. NCBI's taxonomy places the organism in Eukaryota, Metazoa, Chordata, Actinopteri, Cyprinodontiformes, Goodeidae. The coding region runs from base 96 to 1262 and encodes 388 amino acids.